AAAAUAAAAAAAAGAAACAAAAAUAACAAAAAAUCAACCCAAAACCAAAUCAAACCCAACGAUCGGCUGGAAAGCCAACGAACAACCAGGAACAGAAACCACCGGAGGAGGAUGCGCCACUGAUCCCGGAGAGCAAUGAGAAGCAGCAGCAGCAGCACAGAGAGCGCAAGUAGCAGCAGUAGCAGCGACAGCAGCAGCAGCAGCCACUCAGCAGCGGUAGCCACUUAUGUAGCGGUAAAUGGCGAGCAUGAAAACUGAAAUGCCGCCACUGCACGCGGCAGAGGCGCUUGCCGCCGCCAGCAGUGACAGCGGCGGUGGAGCAGGCGGAGGAGGAGGAGGAGCGGUAGGAGGCGGUGCAGCGGGCGCCGGCGGUCCUGGCUCCGUUGUGGGUGGCAGUCCGCCCGCCACGCCCAACGCCACGAUCAGCGCCGCGGCCGAUUCCAGCGACAAUCAGCCCGGCACGCCGCAGCCUCCGCAGCAGCAGCAACAGACGCAACAGCAGCAGCAGACGCAGCAGCAGCAACAAGCCCAGGGAAUGGGCGCAGAUCCCCAGCAGCAACAACAGGCCUCGGGCAUCACCCACCAGCCCUACGCCACACACCACAUGUACUCCUCCGCGGCCGGACAGCAGCAGCAGCAACAGCAGGUGCAACAGCAGCAGCAGCAACUCUACGGCGGCCUUUACGGCGGCGAGAUGCAGCACCAGCAACAAGGAUACGCCAGCAGCUACAUCAACAGCUACGAGCAGUUCUACCAGCAGCAGCAGCAACAGCAGCAGGGCUCCGACUACGCCUUCGGCGUAGGCCUGGGCGGCGUGGCCGACUACGGCAAGGGCACGGCCGGAGUGCGCUACCACCCGUACCUGCAGACCCCGACAUCGGGCCUGGGCAUGCCAGCGGCGGCCAGCGCCACGUCCGAGGACGCGGUGAGUGCGCCGAGUGCCGUGAGCACCACCACGGCGGCGAUGAGCCCGCGGGUGGUGAGCAGCAGCAGUCCCACUUCGACCUCCUCCCACCUGCAGCUGGGCAGCGGCAGCGGCCAGACGCCCGGAUCCCCAGGAGGCGCCGGCGGCGGUGGCUGUAAGUUGCAGUGCAAGAAGUGCGGCAUCCUGACCACCAACGAGUCCGAGCUGCAGGAGCACAUUGCCAACGUCCACGGCGAGUCGCCGUACGGCAGCAGUGGCUACGCCAGCUCCCCGUACAUCAAGGAGGAGAUGCCCACCCCGCAGCCCCCGAACGGAGGCACCUCCGCGGCCAAUCCUGGCGAGCUGCUAGACCUAGACUCCCAGAAGAUGGUCUACCACCAGCAACUGCUGCAGCAGCAGCAGCAACAACAGCAACACGAGGCCAUCGCCGGCCUGCCGCUGGGCGCGCUCCCCGACCCGCUGCACUCGAUGCAGUCCAUGCAGCAGCGGGCGCUACACAGUUGGGAGCAGCAGCAGCCGCAGCAGACGGUGGAGGGCCUGCCGCCCUACAUGCAGCAGGGCCUGGGCGUCGGCCUGGGCCUGGGUGUGGGCGUGGACAAGUCCCCGUACUACUCGCCGAAGCAGUCGCCAUACCACCAGACGGCCAUCAAGCAGGAAUACGGCGCCCACGCCAUGAUCAAGUCCGAGUACCCGGACUCGCAACACUACGUGGACAAGUCCUUCGACCCGACGGCAGCGGGUGGCGGCGCCAGCGAGUUGUGCGGCAGUGUGGCCACCAGCCCGGCCGAGUUCCCCAGCACCACCACGGGCGGCCCGGGCCAGGAGAGCGGCACGGGCGCCGGGCCACCGGGCGGCGGAUACCGCGGCUUCGAGCCGCCCAGCUCCAGCUCGGUGCUGCCGGCCAACAGCCUGACCGCCAAGGCGGCAACAUGGAAGUCGAACGAGGCGCGUCGCCCCAAGACCUACAACUGCACGGCCUGCAACAAGUGGUUCACCAGCUCGGGCCACCUCAAGCGCCACUACAACACGACGCUGCACAAGAACGCCGUGAAGUCGAGCGGUCAGCCGGACCCAGCCACGCUGCCCAUAUCGGCGCACCACCAUCCCUCGCGGGACCCGGUGACGAAGCCGAGUCGACGCGGCACCGCUGCAGCAGCUGCGGCUGCUGCUGCCGCCGCCGCAGCGGCCGCCUCGGGUGGCAAUCAGCAGCAACAGGUGCCGCCACCACCACCGCCGGCGAACGUGCCACCACCAGAACCGCCCAGAAGUCCACCCGAUUAUGGAGGAGGAGGCGGGGUGGGAGCGGCGGGCGGCGCUGCCAUGUCCCAGUACUCGGCCUCGCCCUCGCCCACCACCCAGCAGCAGCAGCACCUCCACCACUCCAACGGCUAUGCCAACGGCAACGGCGUCGCCAACGGGUACGGCGGCUACAUGCAGCAACAAGUGCAAUCAACGACAAACGCUUCACCACAGCACGCUUCCAACAACCAGCAGCAGCAGCAGCAGCAGUUGCAGAUGCAGCAACAGCAGCAGCAUCAUCUUCAUAACAACAACAACUCCGUUUUGAACGGUCACCCAAACGGGCUAGCAGGUCCCUCCGCCCCACACAACAACAACAACAACAACACCACCCAAAUGCCGUCCUCCCAAAUGAGGGGCCUGCUGAACGAAACAACAACCACUCCGCCAAUAAUAACAACAACAACAACCCGAGUACCACCAACAAUAACAGCAACACCACCACCACCCCCACAAACAACAACAACAGCAAUGGCGGCAGCUAUAAAGAGCGAGCUAAUGGAGGACAGCAACCACACCCACACCCACACCCACAUGCACUCCCUCACCCACACCCACACCCACUUGGCCACCCACAGUCGCAGCAGCAACAGCAACAGCUCAAUGGCCACGGAGGAGGCGGAGGAGGAGCAGGAGCUGGCGGAUCAUCAGGCGGAUCCGGAGGAAGAUCACCUGCAGCAUCAGCAGCAGGCGGCGGCAGUGGCGGAGCAGCAGGCCUAUCUGCUGGCGGCGCGGCAAUACCACAGCAGCACGCCCAUCAACAGCAGCAGCAACAUCAACAGCAGCAGCAGCAACAGCAACAGCUGCAACACCAAUCCCAGCACGCCCAGCAGCAGCAGCAACUCGCCCCUUACUAUCUACCAACAGGAGCCGCAGGUAACGGAUUUCUCGCGCACCACCCCGCCGCCGCAGCUGCUGCCGCCUAUGGGAAUGCUGCCGCAUAUGGCAAUGGACUACAACAUGCUGGCUUUGGAUAUGCCCAUGCCCAUGCACACGCUCAUGCCGCCCAGCAUGCCCAGUAUGCUGCAGUGCAGCAGCACCAGCACCACGCCGCUAGCUACUACCACCACCACCAGUAUGCAGGACACUAUGCAGCCGCUGCAGCCAGCGCAGCUGGUGUCCCACUACCACCAGGCGGUGCUCCCGCUCCCGCUCCCCCCGCAUCAUCAACACCAUCCGGAGCAGCAGGAGGAGCAACAGCAGCAUCAGCAUCGGGAGCUUCACCAACUGGAUCAGCAGCAGCAGGCGCUAAUCCUGGCGCAGGGGGACAAUAUGCCGCACAGCAGCAGUUCACCCACCAGCAGCUCCCCACCGCCGCUGCAGCAGCCGCCGCCGCCCACCAUGGGCAUGCCCAUGCCGCAGCAGCCGCUCACCACCACCACCACAGCGCCGCAGCUGCUGCCGCUGCCGCUGCAGCCGCCGCCGCCGCACAUCACCAGCACCAUGCCCAUGCCGCCCACCAUGCACAUGCCCAUCAUGCCGCCGCCGCCGCCAUGCUACCAGCAGCUGCAGCCGCUGGACCCCACAAUGAGCUAUCACACUAUUAUUGGUAGUGGCGGCAACCCGACCUCGGAGGCCACCUCGGCCGGAUCCGGAGCGGCGGGCUAUCCGGCGGGCAACCACCACCAGAUCACCACUAGCGACGGCCAGAUCCUGCAGCUAAUGCCCGCCUCCCUGUUCUCCCCUUACGCCCCGUUGUCGCCGUACUCGGUGGCCGCCCAGCGGUCCCCGCAGGAGGGCGACCUGCCGCCGAUGCACACCCUCACCACGGCGUUGCACGCCCACCAGCAGGCCCAGCAGGAGGCCCAGACCCCGACGCUCACCGUGCUGGCCACUCCCUACUCGCCCACGGUGAGCAGCUCGCGGGCCACCCCCGCCCUGGAGCUGGACCACGGUCUGGCCACGCUGAUACACCACCAGCAGAUGGAUCCGCAACUGGAUCCGUACCAGCUCCAUCACCAGCAGCAGCUGGAGCAGAUGCAGCAGACGCAGCAGCAGCUGGAGCACCAGCAGCAACUGGAGCAGCAGCAACUGGAGCAACAACAUCAGAUCCUGGCCCAGCCGCCGGCGAAGAAGCGACGAGGAGGCGCCACACCAUCGACAACGACCACCAAGCGUCGGCGCAACAGCAGCGUGGGCUCCACCUCGCCGCACUCGACCACGCUGCCGUCGGGCAGGAUCAAGUGUCUGGAGUGCGACAAGGAGUUCACCAAGAACUGCUACCUCACGCAGCACAACAAGAGCUUCCACUCCGGUGAGUACCCGUUCCGCUGCCAGAAGUGCGGCAAGCGCUUCCAAAGCGAAGACGUAUACACGACACACCUGGGGCGCCACCGCACCCAGGACAAGCCGCACAAGUGCGACCAGUGCCCCAAGCAGUUCCACCACAAGACCGACCUGCGGCGGCACGUGGAGGCCAUCCACACGGGCCUCAAGCAGCACAUGUGCGACAUCUGCGAGAAGGGCUUCUGCCGCAAGGACCACCUGCGCAAGCACCUCGAGACCCACAACCGUCCACGGGUGGUGGGCAAGAAGUCGGCGGCCGCAGCAGCCGCAGCCGCAGCAGCUGCGGCGGCAGCAACAGCCACUUCAGCAGCAACUGCCGCCGCAGGGGGGAACAUCACCUCGACGGUGGCGGGAGCAGCUCCCGGCACCAUCAAGGCGGCAUUCGCCCGCGCGCUGACCGUCACAUCGGCGGCUGCCUCGCCCACUGUCAUGGCCUCCGCGUCCAAUCCCCGCCAGAGUCUGAAGCGGCCCAUCGACGAUGUGGCCGCCGACGACGACAGCCUGUUGGAGGACGAGGAGGACGCGAUGGAGAUGAAGAUGAUAGAGGAGGAGGAUGAGGAGGAGGACGAGGAGUUGGACGACGAUCUGAUGAUCAAGCAGGAGUUUAUCGAGGAGGAGUACCAGACCAUAGAGAUGUACUAGGGGGCAGUCCGGACACGGUGUUGAAAUGCUUCCUGGCUUUUGGGAGCGACUGGGGGAGGGGCAACUGAGUCCUGCCCGCGUUGCAAGACGCAGCUCGGGCAGCGCUGCAGUUGGAUGGUGGUUGUCCUGGAUCGGCUUAGUCUGGCUCUUGAUUUAGGGUUCUCCGCCAGCUGACAUUUAAUUACUUGCUUUAAUGACCGUUAUAUAUUAUUUUUGAUUGAGGAACGAAUUAAGAAAACACGCUUUGUUGCUUGGCAGGCAAUAACUCGCUGUUUUUUCCCCAACUUGAUUGCCAAAAACACAAAAAGCCGCAGCAUUUCGAUCACUUGGACGGGCACUCCUUGGGCCCAUUAGGCCCGGACCUCCACACAUCCGAUCAUUCCUGUCGGGCCAUAGAGGGGGGAGGCGCCAGAGAUUUGACAAACACACACACACACACACACACAGAAGAAUUCCUAAUUGUUGUAGCAGAAAAUUAUUUAAUUUUAUUUUGUACGUUAACAGUUGUAUUAUUAUUUUGUAAUGUAUAACCCUGUAACCAUAGCCUGUACGCUUAGUCCUAAAUGUGUAACACCUCCAAGUAUACCUCAGCAACAAAAGAAACGCUUACAUCAGGGCGAUCGCACACCACGUACAUAUUCCACUCUAUAUAUUAUAUAUAUGUUACCGCCUAGCUUGAUGAUUUUUUUUUAAAGCCCAUUAGUUAUUAGAUCGUUAGUUAUUAUAUUUUUGUAUCGACAACAAAUGCCAUAUACACGAUAUGUGAACUAAAAAGCAGCAACUAAAUGCCAAUCGAUAUAUAUAUACGGAUAUAUAUACCAACUCUAGUUACUAGAACGCACAUAUGCAUAUAUAUAUAUUACUAACCUCGAUCAUAUAUGUGUUAGCCUUAAAAACGCCAAAUUACAGAGCAAAGGAUACGAAAACUUAAACAAAAAGCUAAAUCAGGGAUAUUAUUAUUUUAAGAAACCAGACACACACUCCCCACACAUGCACGAAUACCAUAUAAUAUAUAUGCUCUAUGAUAUAUAUCCUUAGUUUAGUUGUCCCUAACUUAUGUUCCACACAAAUAAAACCAAUUGUAAUUAUUUAAUCUUCAUUUUCGCCCAC
Messenger RNA from Drosophila bipectinata, 6262 nucleotides. The record is from RefSeq and is a predicted model, not a curated record. Lineage: Eukaryota; Metazoa; Arthropoda; Insecta; Diptera; Drosophilidae.